AUGGAAGCAUAUGUGAAAGUUAUCAAAACAUUGGUCGAAGGCUUUGAAGAGUGCGAAAUCAUCCAGAUCCCGCGAGAAUCAAACACACAAGCUGAUUUCUUGUCCAAAAUUGGCAGUUCGUCCAUGGACUGCAGCGAGCGGAAUAUAACCAUAUUAUCAGCUAACGGACGUUUCUUAGGAAGUAAUGGUGAAAAACUUGUUGCAAAGGUAGAAGAUCAGGAAGAUUGGCGGACACCAAUCAUUACUUAUCUUAAAGGGAAUACAAUCUCAGACCGCCGCACGCGAGAACGAAUGGAAUACAAGGCCCGGCACUUCUAUUUAAUAGGCGAAACCCUGUUUAAGAGAUUGUACUCGCAUGUAGAUGCCAGAUGUCUAGGAAGCAGCGAAGCUGAGUAUGUGCUGAAAGAAGUACAUGAAGGAUGGUGUAGCAACCACGAAGGGGCGAGAACAAUAGUACAAAAGCUAUUGAGGGCGGGAUACUACUGGCCCACAAUGAAGAUGGAAGCCACGCAAUAUGUAAGACGAUGCCCUAAUUGCCAAGCACACGCCAUCGUAACCCAUGAAAAUCAUAUCGUCACCGUGCCCUUUCGCGCAAUGGGGGAUCGAUCUGGUGGGCCCCUUUACCAUGGCUAUUCGCAGAAAGAGUUCAAUGGUAAAAAGAUAACGGAAUGGUGCACAGAGAUGAAGGUCGCCCAACGCUUCACAUCUGUGGCACACCCACAAGCAAACGGGCAAGUCGAAGUAAUCAACAGAAUCUUGGUGGACGGCAUAAAGAAACGCAUGGAAAAGGCAGGCGGUAGUUGGGUAGAAGAAUUAGACUCGGUUCUAUGGUCUUAUCGGACAUCACCUAAAAGGGCUACCGGAGAGACACCUUUCAGUUUAGUUUAUGGGAUGGAAGCGAUUGUGCCUGCCGAGAUAGGCCUGGAAUCGUUAAGGGUUCGCGAAUAUGAUGACAAAGAGAAUGAAGAAAUGAUGCGAGAACAUUUAGAUAUUUGCUACGAAAAGAGAGAAGCAGCAAACUUGAAGAUGAGAGAUAGCAAAAAUCGCAUCAAAGUCAGCUACGAUCGAAGAGUCAAUCCGAGAAGUUUUCAAGUAGGCGAUCUCGUACUGCGGCGAGCCGAUGCACUGAAACCCACGGGUAAGUUAGAGGCUAAUUGGGAAGGUCCCUACACAGUAACGAAGGUCGCAGCGAGUGGUGCCUAA
This is a messenger RNA of Erythranthe guttata (spotted monkey flower), 1203 nucleotides long. NCBI's taxonomy places the organism in Eukaryota, Viridiplantae, Streptophyta, Magnoliopsida, Lamiales, Phrymaceae. The record is from RefSeq and is a predicted model, not a curated record.